GCGCCCGGCGCGGUGAGCGCUGCCCGCGGCCCCCGCGCGGCCCUCCCCACAAAGGGCCGCGGAGCUGCGUGGCCGCCGUCGCCGGCCGCGGCUCGCCUCGGCGGGCGCGGAAAUUUGUUGCACUUCUUGGGGCUUUGUUUGUUUGUUUGUUUUUUCUCUGAAAUUUUUUUUUUCGUUAUUUUGGACAAAAUGUCGGUCCGUGAUGUAAAAAUUGAGCGAGGAACCUUGAUGGCACGGGGAGCUUUGCAGAAGUUUUCCAAGAAAUAACUUCACCAAGAUGUCCAGUGAUCGGCAAAGGUCCGAUGAUGAGAGCCCCAGCACCAGCAGUGGUAGUUCAGAUGCGGACCAGCGAGACCCAGCCGCUCCAGAGCCUGAAGAACAAGAAGAAAGAAAACCUUCUGCCACCCAGCAGAAGAAAAACACCAAACUCUCUAGCAAAACCACUGCUAAGUUAUCCACUAGUGCUAAAAGAAUUCAGAAGGAGCUAGCUGAAAUAACCCUUGAUCCUCCUCCUAACUGCAGUGCUGGGCCUAAAGGAGAUAACAUUUAUGAAUGGAGAUCGACUAUACUUGGUCCACCAGGUUCUGUAUAUGAAGGUGGUGUGUUUUUUCUGGAUAUCACAUUUUCAUCUGAUUAUCCAUUUAAGCCACCAAAGGUUACUUUCCGCACCAGAAUCUAUCAUUGCAACAUCAAUAGUCAGGGAGUCAUCUGCCUGGACAUCCUUAAAGACAACUGGAGUCCUGCUUUGACUAUUUCAAAGGUUUUGCUGUCAAUUUGUUCUCUUUUGACAGACUGCAACCCUGCGGAUCCUCUGGUUGGAAGCAUAGCCACUCAGUAUUUGACCAACAGAGCAGAACAUGACAGGAUAGCCAGACAGUGGACCAAGCGAUAUGCAACAUAAUUCACAUAAUUUGUAUGCAGUGUGAAGGAGCAGAAGGCAUCUUCUCGCUGUGCUGCAAAUCUUUAUAGCCUUUACAAUACGGACUUCUGUGUAUAUGUUAUACUGAUUCUACUCUCUGCUUUUAUCCUUUGGAGACUGGGAGACUCCCCAAAAAGGUAAAUGCUAUCAAGAGUAGAACUUUGUAGCUGUAGAUUAGUUAUGUUUAAAACGCCUACUUGCAAGUCUUGCUUCUUUGGGAUAUCAAAGUGUAUUUUGUGAUGUACUAAGGAUACUGGUCCUGAAGUCUACCAAAUAUUAUAGUGCAUUUUAGCCUAAUUCAUUAUCUGUAUGAAGUUAUAAUAGUAGCUGUAGAUGACUAGGAAUUAUGUCAUUUGUAUUAAACCCAGAUCUAUUUCUGAGUAUGUGGUUCAUGCUGUUGUGAAAAAUGUUUUACCUUUUACCUUUGUCAGUUUGUAACGAGAGGAUUUCCUUUUACCCUUUGUAGCUCAGAGAGCACCUGAUGUAUCAUCUCAAACACAAUAAACAUGCUCCUGAAGGCA
Molecule: messenger RNA, 1440 nt
Organism: Kogia breviceps (pygmy sperm whale)
Lineage: Eukaryota; Metazoa; Chordata; Mammalia; Artiodactyla; Physeteridae
Gene: UBE2E3
Product: ubiquitin conjugating enzyme E2 E3
Biological process (GO): protein K63-linked ubiquitination; protein K48-linked ubiquitination; protein K11-linked ubiquitination
Cellular component (GO): nucleus
Molecular function (GO): ubiquitin conjugating enzyme activity
Source: RefSeq, a predicted model, not a curated record